AUGAGGAACAAAAUAACAUUUUUAAUUUUACUUUGUUUUUCAUGGUUAAUAUGCGGUUCAACACACGAAAGAGUAAGUUAACGUAGCUUUUUUUUAUUUUAUUUUUAGACAAUACAGGAUGAAUCUCUCACGAUGCUUGUGUCUACGUUAGAUGGCUACUUGACAGCUGUGGAUGCAAAUACGGGUGUGGAAAAAUGGAGGUAUAAAGAAGGUAUGUUUUGAUUAAAAAUCAUUUUAUAAAGAAUCUUUUACAAUGUUAUAAAUGUUUGAGUAACAAGUUGUUUAAGGUCCGAUAGUUGAUAGUCCUCAAAGUGUACGACAUGACUUUUCUUUCUUACCAAAUCCACGAAAUGGAGAGCUUUAUCUUGUGGUCGAUCAUAAUCUACGAAUAUUACCGUUUACUAUACCUCAACUUGUCAAAACUUCGCCGUGUAAAAGUUCUGACGGGAUUCUCUAUGCAGGUUUGUUUUUUUUUAAAUUUCACUUUUGAGGUAUUGAAGGAACGUCUAUUAAGAAGCGAAAAACUAUAUAAACUAUGAUUUAGGUAGCAAAAAAGACGUUUGGAUAGCAAUGGAUCCAGACAGUGGUGUUCAUCAGGAGACAGUUCCACCUCAAAAUGCGAAUAGUUGUCCUGUAGGUAAUCCAGAGACAAUCUUUAUAGGAAGAACUGAGUAUAAGGUCACGAUGAUGGACACGAAAAAGAAGGAGAAACAGUGGAACGCUACUUUUAUCGACUAUUCAUCGCAUUUAUUACCAGGUCGGUAAAAUAUGAAGUAGUCGAUACCUUUUUCGAAUUCAAACGUUAGUACAUCAAAAAGCUAAGCCAUAUAUUUUUAGUUGACAAAAAGUAUCCAUAUCAGCACUUUCAUUCUGUUGUCGAUGGAAACCUCGUUACCAUUGAUGCAAACAGUAGAAGAACGAAAUGGACCAAAAACUUUAAAAGUGUUGUUGUUAACUUAUACCUACUUAAAGCAGAUGGCAUGCACAGAAUCCCUAGCACUUCUGUUGGGCAUGCUACGUUCAACAAGGAGUUCAUGCACAAGGUAAGUUAA
Messenger RNA from Bursaphelenchus okinawaensis, 1052 nucleotides. The record is from the annotation of a GenBank genome assembly. Lineage: Eukaryota; Metazoa; Nematoda; Chromadorea; Rhabditida; Aphelenchoididae.